GGAGAGGAGGGGGUGGGAAGGCAAAAUAAGCCACAUGCAUAAGGAGGGAGCCAGAAGCACAGAGACAGAGAGGGCGAGUGUGUGUGUGGGUGUGUGCAUGUAUGUGUGAAAACACUGCGCAUGUGUGACUGUGAGGCGCACAGACUGAAGCAGACGGAGGAGGAGAAAGAGGAGUAAUGAACGGCAGCUAAGGCGACAGGAGAGGUAACAGCGGAGGAGAGGGAAAGAAGGAACAGAGAGGCUUAUCUGAAGACCAGAAGAAAGAGACGAGCAGAAAGAAAGACAGGGGGGCCUACAUACGGGCAAACACAGCACAGAUACUCAGGUCACAGCACAAAAUAAGCUGAACAAUUUGAGAGGAACAGAGGGAUGGAGAAAGAGAUACCAGAGGGAGACACUCAGCCACAGCUCGUCAGGGAAGGAGCAAGGGUGGGAGAGUGAAGGACAAAGGUACCAGAGAGGAGAGGCUGAACGAGGGAUGCGGAGCUCGACGAAAGCAGCCCCGAGACAUGACGCAUCCUCCACCUUGCAGCAGCUUCCUCCAUCUUACAUCUCCUCCAUCUUUUCCUCCCUUCACUGCCGUUUGGUGUUCAUCCUGCUAAAGUCAAAUGGACAGAAGAGAGCAUCCUCCCUCUGGUGAGAGGUCCCUCGAACAAACGGACUGACCAUCUUGGUUUAUCUUCGCAGAGCAGCAUCAACAGUGUCGACAUGGUCAAAAACUGGAACAGGAGCGAGGAAGCGAGGAAGGACUGGAACAAGACAAGUGCGUAAGCAGACAGGCUGACGGACCAAAGGAAUCACGUUAUGAGUCUGACUCACUGAAAAAGGGAGACAAGCACAGAGGCAUCCUUCAGACUGUUAUCACUUCUGCUGCUCCGUUGGGAGGACUGUUUGAAAAUCAAAAGGAAAAAAAACACCCUUCACUCCCACCUUUGAGGAAUUCAGGAGUGUUGGAGCUUGAAGGAGUCAUUCCAACAGCUUUCUGGAGCAUUAUAGGACACCUCCCAAAAACAAAGACCUCCUCCUCCCUCCUUCUUAUCAACAAGCCACUGAGAGGGUCACACAGGGUCACCUGACCAAACUGGACCAAGAGCAGAGAGAAAGAGGUUAUUCUUUCUUUCUUUCUUUCUCACGCUUUCGAGUCGGUGUCUCACACACCCGCAGCCAAAAACAGGAAGUUAAGCGGGCGUUUAAGCCAGACACACACACACAUAAAGGCUAGUCUGAGAAGGCAAGAGUUUCCCUUGGCAGGCCACAGGAUAUAUUUUAAAACAAUACCUCUUGGACCUUUCUGAACUGCCUGUACUCACCCCCCUCCCUUCUCUCCCCUACUCUGUGAAUGCAGAAAUUUACCAACCUGUACUGUAUGUAUAUAUGUGAGCAUCUGUGUGCAUAUGAGAUUAUUUAUUGGUGUUCACUGAGUGAGAACAUAUCUAUGUGCUAAAGUACUAACUGUCCUUGUGUGAGCAUAUCCGUUUCUGUGAAUAGCCAUCAGAGACAGCACAGGAACAUCAGCGUAAGUGAUUCAAAACAACAAAAAACUACCUUCAAGUAGUCAACACUGGUCAGAUACUGUAAGCUGGACUGUUAAAUCAUCUGUACAUAUCAGCUGUGACAGAAUAAGAGCUGCAGAUUGUGGUGCUCUGGCUGAGCUCCUCUAUCUGCCUUCCCCUCAUAAAGACUCAGGCUGACAGCAGUGCACACCAGGGAGGGGGAUCUCUGAGGGAAACAUGGAGGCAACCAUCCGUCCCCAUGUCCCCUCGAAUGGCUGACUUCACAGAAGGAGCCCAGUCUUUUACCCCUUGCGCAGAACUAAGCAGGGGCGUCAGGCGCUGAUAAGAGCCACAGCCCCUCUCUCUCUCUCUCUUCCACCUCCAAAAAACGUGCGAAUGUCCUGCCUCAGGCGUCAGCCCGUCACCAUCCCCAUGGACACCGUCAAGAUCAUCCAGUCGGAGAAGUUCCCCAGAGAGUGCCCCGUGCCCGUCACCCAGCCGCGCUAUGCCCCACCCCCCAGAGUGGCAUGGGACGGCGGAGGUGAAGGCGAAAUAAUCGUCAACCAGGCCUGCAGCGACCUGACCCUGGACAUAUCAGGGUCUCCCCGGCCGAUGGUGUCCCCUCCGGCCUCCGUGACGCGCAGGGAACAGAGCUUCCUGGCGCAGCGCAAAACCAGUGCCAACGAAAUCUGCUACCACCAGUUCCACUACAAGAUGGAAGACGUCAUAGUCAACCAGUACGUGCUGCGCUCCUCCUCCACCUCCUCCUCCACUUCGUCCUCCUCCUCUUCGGGACCCGUCAUGCCCUGCGAGCCCCUGGACUGCCCCACCUGCGGUCACACCUACAACUUCGCCGGCAAGCGUCCGCGCAUCCUCUCCUGCCUGCACUCGGUGUGUGAGGAGUGCCUGCAGAUCCUCUACGAGUCUUGUCCCAAGUACAAGUUCAUCUCCUGCCCCACGUGCCGGCGCGAGACAGUGCUGUUCACUGACUAUGGCCUGGCUGCUCUGGCCAUCAACACCAGCAUCCUGAGCCGCUUGCCCUCUGACCCUAACGGGCCCGUGCAGUGGGGCGGGGACGCCGACCGCAGCUGCUACCAGACUGUGCGCCAAUACUGCCAGUCAGCCUGCACCUGCCAGAUCGCCAACCCCUUGUCCUCCUGUGGCAUCAUGUAGACAAGGGGGGGGGGCACUGCAGGCAUGACUCGACGUUGCGCCCCACUCGCCUCCCCAACACCACCACUCUUUUCGUCUAUAAGCUCUACCCUUUCUGCCAACUCCCCCUCUCACACACAUAGAGUAAAUAAAUCCCUCCACAGAUGUUAUCUCUAUAUAUUUAAUAGCACAGACGGAUGCUGUGUGGGACUAAUGGAUGCUGGUGGUUCGAUAAAUAGUAAAUGUAUUUUAUGUAUGGACUGGAAUCCUAUUCACCCUCUCUCGUUUGGUUGGACGUGUUUGUCAUUGACAUCUCUUUACAUGGGAAUGCCAGGGGAGGUCUAUCCCCCCAACCUAGGUGAAUAAAGAUUAAAUAAUGAUAAAA
This is a messenger RNA of Toxotes jaculatrix (banded archerfish), 3030 nucleotides long. It is a transcript of the gene rnf208, whose product is annotated as ring finger protein 208. The coding region runs from base 1890 to 2666 and encodes 258 amino acids. The record is from RefSeq and is a predicted model, not a curated record. The transcript has 2 exons. Lineage: Eukaryota; Metazoa; Chordata; Actinopteri; Toxotidae. Gene Ontology annotation, molecular function: ubiquitin protein ligase activity. Gene Ontology annotation, biological process: protein ubiquitination.